AUGCAUAUUCUCUCAACCCUUCUGCCCACCCUGGGCCUGUUAGCCCAUGUUUCUUCCGCAGCAUACACCCUGCGCGAUGACUAUGGUACCUCGGACUCGUUCUUCGACAAGUUCAAAUUCUACACCGACACCGAUCCUACCAAUGGCUUCGUGAGCUACGUCGAUCGUAACACCGCCUCAGCCAACGGUCUCAUCAACACAGGCAACGGCGUCUACAUUGGCGUCGACCAUUCCAACGCCGCCGCCGCGCCUGGUCGAAAGAGCGUUCGACUGGAGAGUACCGCCACCUACAGACAUGGUCUUGUCAUACUCGAUCUGGCCCAUAUGCCCGGCAGUGUAUGCGGCAGCUGGCCCGCCUUCUGGAUGCUCGGCACCAACUGGCCCAACAACGGCGAAAUUGACAUAAUCGAAGGCGUAAACGAACAAUCCCAAAACCAAAUGGCCCUACACACCUCCAACGGCUGCACAAUCACCAACACCGGUUUCACAGGAACCCUCGAUACAGCAAACUGCUACGUCAACGCCCCAAACCAAUCCCCAAACAGCGGCUGCUCAAUCCGAAGCGAAAAUACCCAGUCCUACGGCACGGGUUUCAACAAUGUCGGCGGCGGCGUCUACGCAACUGAAUGGACUGGAUCCGCUAUCUCGAUCUGGUUCUUCCCUUCCUACGCCGUGCCAGGCGAUAUCGCAUCUGGAAACCCUAACCCGGCGGGAUGGGGCGCGCCCACGGCUCGCUUUGCUGGUGGCUGUGAUAUUGAUUCGCAUUUCAAUGAUCUGCAGAUUGUUUUUGAUAUUACUUUCUGUGGGGACUGGGCAGGCUCGGUUUGGGGUACGUCGAGUUGUGCUGGGAAGGGAUCGUGUGUCGAUUUCGUGCAGAAUAACCCGGCGGCCUUCCAGGAGAGUUAUUGGCGGGUGCGUUCGUUGAAGGUUUAUCAGGAUUGGAGUAGUAGGGCUUCUGAGAGUGGUGCUGGUGAGGAGGGUGGUGCUGUUGAGGCGGGUGGUGCUGGUGAGGAGGGUGGUGCUGGCGAGGAGGGUGGUGCUGGUGAGGAGGGUGGUGCUGGUGAGGAGGGUGGUGCUGGUGAGGAGGGUGGUGCUGGUGAGGAGGGUGGUGCUGGUGAGGAGGGUGGUGCUGGUGAGGAGGGUGGUGCUGGUGAGGAGGGUGGUGCUGGUCAGGAGGGCGGUGCUGAGGUGGGCGCUGAGGGUGAGGUUGGUGUUGAGGGCGAGGUGGGCGCUGGUGCCGGUUGGGAUCCCACGGCGUGGCUCCAGCCCCAUGGGCCUAGGAAGUCUAUGAAGCAUCGUCGCGGACAUUACCGUGCUGGACAUGGUCAUGCUUAG
This is a messenger RNA of Penicillium concentricum, 1335 nucleotides long. Its product is annotated as glycoside hydrolase family 16 protein. NCBI's taxonomy places the organism in Eukaryota, Fungi, Ascomycota, Eurotiomycetes, Eurotiales, Aspergillaceae. Gene Ontology annotation, biological process: glucan catabolic process. The transcript has 3 exons. The coding region runs from base 1 to 1335 and encodes 444 amino acids. The record is from RefSeq and is a predicted model, not a curated record. Gene Ontology annotation, molecular function: hydrolase activity, hydrolyzing O-glycosyl compounds.